CCAUUUGUUGCCAUAGCUUCAAAACUCGAUGUACAUAGCUUUUGCUUGAAACUCCCGAUGGAGCCCUUGCAGCAGCACCAUGGGAGUUCAAGGUCUUUGGGAUUUAGCUUCGCCUGCCGGGCAAAGAGUGAACUUCUCCGCCUUGGAAAACAAAGUGGUGGCAGUCGAUGCAAGCAUUUGGAUGUACCAUUUCCUGAAAGCCAUGCGAGACGACAAAGGUGACAUGGUGAAGGGUGCCCAUUUGAUUGGCUUCUUUCGGAGGAUCUGCAAGCUGUUGUACCUGAAGAUCCGACCAGUCUUCGUUUUCGAUGGCCCACCGCCAGCAUUGAAGUGGAAGACCCUGCAGCUGCGUGCCAAGCAGAGGGACUCGGAGGAGCGGCAAAGGCGCAAAGCUGUGGAACGCCUCUUGCGGAACCAACUGCAGCAGCACCUCCUUCAAGCGGCCUCUGCUGCACAACCAGGUGCAGAGGCACCGGCCGAGGCAGCGGACGCAACGAGGGCUGCAGACGAGGAUCUCCACGCCACUGAGGAGGCAGCUCAAGAUGCAGCGAGAGAGGAUGAUGACCCUCCGGACGCUGAAGAGGAGUCUGUCGAGGAAGCACUACCAGCAUCCUCUUCCAGAUCUCGCCGCCGCAACGGAGUGCCCGUGGCCUUCCGUGGCUUCAUGGCGCAGCGCCGGGGCAUCUCCCAGGUGCAGGUGCCGGAGCUCCCAUCGGAGCCACUGAGAGAGAUUCUGAACGUUCCAAACCGCCGCCCUCAUGGUCGAAUGAGACCGCCAGACGAAUGGAAGGGAUACAGCAUACCUGGCGGGGGCAUGGUAACAGUGCCUCUCGACGGCCCAGUGCGAUUGGAGGAAUUUGAGCAGCUGGAUCCGAAGACCAAGUACUUGCUGCUGCAGCGUGCGCAGGAGGCAUGGUUUGGCGAGUCGCGCCUGAAAGCCGUCGAGGCCAAAGACGACAUGGGUGCCUUUGUGAAUGUGCAGCUUGAGAUGUUCUUGCGGCACAUUCGAACCAACAAGGAGAUUGAGAAGGUAAAGCGGAGCAUGGCUGAGCAAGCCUCCCGUCCAGCGGGCGAUGAGCUGGCAGAUGGGGAAGUCUAUCGUGCACCAAGCUUCCUUCAGGCUGAGCGGGAGCAACCACAAGCAUCACAAGCCGUGGAAGAGUUUGGCCAGGUGGAGAGCGUCAUCGGCAACAAGGGGAAGGGAAAGCGUGGCCGACGGUCCAAGCGCCCGCGCCAGCUGGCCAACGAGCCCACCCGAUGGCAGCCACUCUCGGGAGUGGGCAUAAAGAGAAACUCCGAUCCAAUGGUUUGGUUCAGCGAGGCCCAAGAUGAGGCAGAAAGUCAUUCAGAAGAAAGCCACAGCCCCAAGGCAAAGCCACAAGAGGUUGAGACGGCAGAGGACUUGUUUGGCAACGAGUUCUUCGAGGCUGAGGAGGCUGCAAAGAGACGGAAAGUGCCAGAGCCGGAGGUGUUUCAGGUGAGGGCGUACGAUUGGCAGAGGGCAGGAUGGAGGGACACGGGUGGUUUUGUCACCCUGGCUGUCAGAGAUGUUUGGAAAGUUCAUGCACCAUCAGCAACAACCACUGACAGCUUGAUGGAUGACUCUCUUGCAGAAGCUUUCUCACCACAUCCUUCGUCUCCUCUCAGUGACGGCGCAGUCUUCGCUGACAUCGGAGAAGAAGACUUGGCACCGCCCUCCCCCUCAUUUGACACAGCAAUGGAUGAAGUUGAAGCAGUGGAGGUGUUCAGUCCAAAGCGGCAACCUCCCAGUGCUCUCGCGGCAGCAGCUUCGACGGAAGACACCUUUGAGCCUGCCAAUUUUCCCUCACCAGCAGGAGAGCCCACUGUUCCAGCUCAAGCCGUUUUUGUGCAAGACACGUUUGAGCCUGCCAAUUUCCCCUCACCAGAAAGAGAACCCGCUGUUCCAGCUCAAGCAGCUUUUGUGGAAGACACUUCUGAGCAUGCCAAUUUCCCCUCACCAGCAAGAGAGCUCACUGUUCCAGCUCAAUCAGCUUCUGUGGAAGACACUUCUGAGCCUGCCAACUUCCCCUCACCAGAAAGAGAGCCCACUGUUCCAGCUCGUGCAGCUUUUGUGGAAGACACGUCUGAGCGUGCCAAUUUUCCCUCACCAGCAAGAAGAGAGCCCACCGUUUCAGCUCAAGCCAAGACAGUGGCUGCGGCUGCUGCAGCUGCUGCGGCACCGGCGCCAAGACCAUCAAGGUCUGAUACAGAAGAUCCAUCGAAGAGUGUGUGGUGCAACACACACUUUCAAUAUCGAUGGCGUUGUCAUCAAGAUGGUGUGGCGCAUGUUUGCGACGCCCAGGGCCUGCAGGGACAAGGGACUUCAGCACCUUCUGCACAGGGCUCUGGAGGACGAGGAAAAGGACGUGGGCAUGGCCGCAACCGCGACCCACGUGGCGAAGAAUCAGCUUUGGGAGACGAAGAGUUAGAGGAGUUGGAAUUUCAACGCCUGGCCGCAGAACUUGAAGACGAGCACCGUGACUUGCGUGCAGAGGCCCGCAGAGCCAAGAGGGGUGCUGAUGUGGUGACCCCAGAGAUGCAGGCAGACGUCGAAGCUUUGCUGGAGGCGUUGGGAAUUCCCUUCGUUCACGCCCCCGCAGAGGCCGAGGCGCAGUGUGCCUUUCUGGCCGAGGCACACUUGGUGGAUGCUGUGGCGUCGGACGACUCAGAUGUUCUGGUCUUUGGUGCACGCGAAGUGUAUCGCCGGAUGUUCUCUGAGGACCAACAAGUCGAAUGCUACAGCAGUGCACGGCUUGAAGCACGACUGGGAUUGUUGCAAGACCAGCUGAUCGUUUUGGCGAUGCUCUUGGGUUGUGACUACACCUUGGGAGUGCACGGUGUGGGCAUCGUGAAUGGGUUGGAGAUUGUCCGUGCCUAUUCACCUGGCCGUGGCGCUGCCAAUAUUGAGGAGUGGUUGAAACGCUUGGAGACCUUCCGCUCCUGGGCCCAGAACGUGGCCAAUUGGGGCAAGGAAUCAGCUGGAGUUCAAGAUGAUGACAGCCGAGCCAUGGCAGAGUUCAAAAGAAAGCAUACCAACUUCCGAACGCAGUGGUCCUUCCCAACAGAUUUCCCGAGCGCUGCGGUGAUGACUGCCUUCCAGCAGCCAGAGGUCGAUCGGAGCUUGGAGCCCUUCAGUUGGGCAUCGGUGGAUGUCCAGCGAGUCGUUGCGAAACUUCAAGCGGCAGACCUCUCAGAGGAGAAGGUCCUGGAACGGCUGGAGCCUGUUUUGAGGCGUUAUCAGGACACCCUGCGACAGCCGCGAAUCACUGAGUACUUGCUACCUAGUGCUGGAGAUGUUGCCGUGGUUCGGUCCAGCCGCAUGCAAGAGGCUUUGCGCGGCUUGCGUGGCGAGUCGCCAGAGCAGGAGGAGUCAGGUGUAUCUUCCAAAGGGCCAAAGGGCCGACGCAAGGCAAAGUCCAUCCAUCUUGGAAUGCCAUACCUGGUGCCUCCUGCUCGUGGGCGUGCUUUGCUUUUCAGGUCCUACACAACUGCUGGGGCUCAUGACCCCACAGCACUUCAUGGCUCCUGUGCUGCGGGGCCAGAAGGGAAGAAGGUUGCUCAGAAGUGGUUCCGUGCAAGGCAGCCCUAGCUCCAGCUGCUGAUUGAAAAAGAACAAGUGCAGAUGUUUGAACAAGUAG
Messenger RNA from Durusdinium trenchii, 3659 nucleotides. NCBI's taxonomy places the organism in Eukaryota, Dinophyceae, Suessiales, Symbiodiniaceae. The record is from the annotation of a GenBank genome assembly.